Molecule: messenger RNA, 1753 nt
Organism: Juglans regia (Persian walnut)
Lineage: Eukaryota; Viridiplantae; Streptophyta; Magnoliopsida; Fagales; Juglandaceae
Product: LEAF RUST 10 DISEASE-RESISTANCE LOCUS RECEPTOR-LIKE PROTEIN KINASE-like 1.1
Exons: 3
Coding region: 791-1753 (320 amino acids)
Biological process (GO): phosphorylation
Molecular function (GO): protein kinase activity
Source: RefSeq, a predicted model, not a curated record
UUCAAUACCUUGCAGCUUUAAAUCUCGGCCUGCUUUUAUUAGUGUUCCUCUUCCAUUUCCAAUUUCAAUGUCAACCACCGUGUUAAACUGAGAAUUUUGCAGUAUAUAAGUAGGGAAGGUUGAAGAAAAGUAUCCAAACCCUUUGUUAUGAUUUUAGAGUAAUCUCGAUUGGCUCUUUCUUUUUACCUGUUGUUGCUGGCGAAUUGGGAAUUUUGGGGAUCGCUUCUGUCUCCCUGUCUGUUUUCUUUAUUUUCUCAUACCAAAGUCAUACGAAAUCGAAUGACCAGUACGUCCACGUCCCUGUAGUACCUACCACGUUCAGGUUUUCCAAAGAUGCCAAUUACUUUUCUAAAGCUUGCGGAUCAUAUGAUGUAUCACGUUGUUUGUUUCAUUAUGAGAAAAACGCGUUAUACAAUUAUUGCCGCUAUGCUGUGAUCUUCUUCUUCUUCCACCCUAGACAUUUACACGAAAAGUAGAGAGCCAAUUAAGACGUGGCUCGUGAGAUUUCUUUAAUUUGGUUGGUUUUCAUCAAUAGCAUGAGUGUAAGAUUGAAAUUAACCGCAAAGACUUGCACAAAAGCGGGUCAAUGGGGGAAAAGAUGUAUAGGAAAUUCUAGCACCUCCGUGGAGUCUUUGGAUGUACGUGGACCUGUGGUGGUAUUGUUUCACAUACUUGGGUUAGCCAUGCAUAUAUCCUUGCUUUAAAUCUCGGCCUGCUUUUACUAGUGUUCUUCUUCCAUUUCCAAUUUGAAGGUUGACCACCGUGUUAAAGCAAUUUUGGGAAUUUUGGGAUGGCUUCUAGCUCGAAGUCGUCUGUUUUCUUUCUGCUCUCGUACCUCGUGCUGCUUUGCUCGGCUAAAGAUGACAUUAUUGAAGGAUGUACGAAGGAGUUUGAUUGUGGAAGACCGGGCAUGAAGUUCCGCUUCCCAUUAUUCUCCAAUACCUCAAACCCAGAUUGCGGCUUAUUCAUAAGAGAUUGCGACACAAAUACUCCGAAGAUCCAACUUAUAGUUGGGGGCAGUGCAAGAUCAUAUGAAUUUGUACGCUUCACGUGGCCAGACGUCAUAGUUAUCAAGGACCAACUGCUUCCCGGCAAAUGCGAAUUCCUAACCAAUUGGAGUACUCUUCCCAGCUUUCCAUCCUUCUCUCUUGAAAUUCCCCCACAAAAUCGGACCCUGUAUAAAUGCAAACGCAACCGCAAUGUCCAUAAUAUUUCUCGCCUACCAAAAAGUUUUGAAAGUCGUAGCUGCAAUAAUAAUGAGUAUGAAAUCUGGUAUAGUCAUUCACAGGAGAGGCUUCCGGCCGAUGCUUCUAAAUCAUGUUCAAUUAUUCAGCUCCCAAUAGGCGAUGAUGACUGGUUAGAACCCUUUGAGUUCGAAGUUCUAGUGCGUUGGUCUGAAUAUUGUUGGAAGUGCCAUGAAGGAGGUGGUUAUUGUCAGCGUCGCAAUGAUUGUGUCAAAGAGAAGAAAAGGAAAUGGGUGAUACCAUUAAUAGCCAUUUUAUCUAUUGGAAUUGGGGUUCUGAUCGUGGUUAUAAUCUACUGCUUGAGGAGAAAGUUUCCUUAUUAUUGGGAGAAGGAAAGUGUGUCUCAUCAAAAUAUCGAGGACUUUCUAAGGAGCUUUGGACCUCUUUCUAUAAGAAGAUAUAGUUAUUCAGAUAUCAAGAAAAUAACCAACUUUUUCAAAGAAAAAUUAGGCCAAGGAGGCUAUGGUGGUGUCUACAAGGGUAAGAGAAAAUGGAGAGGAAUUCAUUAA